AAAAAUUACAAUGGAACAAAUUUCAAAGGAAGAAAGCAAAAUUCAAAAGACUUCAGAAGAUCAGGAGGCUUCGGAAGGGGUUCUUAAAAAACAGAUUUCAGAGGAAGGAGGUCAUGCAAGUACAAAAGAACAAAUAGAAACAGAUCAGAGUCUUGAGGCUGGUAUAUCUUUCGAAAAAUUAACUGGAAAAAUCUCUUCAGAACUAAUAUUUGAGGACGAUGAGAUCCUUAAUGUGAUCCUUGAAUUCUUCACUCUCGGAGAAAUAGUAGUAAUUUUCUUCCCACUAAACAGCAGGAUCAAGGGACUUGUUCAAAAAGAGAAUUAUUUGUUAUUUGAGAAGCUUAUCGAGGAACUUAAUAUCACCAGCUGAUACACUACUUCUGAUCUACCGGUCUAUGAAGAUAUCGGAGCAGUGUACAAACAAGCAAUCUGUGAUUUUGAAGAUGAAAAAGAAACUGACCUCAAACCACAAGCCUUCUACACUGAUUCAGGGAUAAUUGGUAGCAACAUGUGGUACGGAUUCCAUAACAUAUUUGGCUCAAACACUUCUAACAUUUAUGGGGGUUAUGUAUUUUCGUCGAAUAAGAGUAAAUAACAAUCAUGUUCAAUUCUACCUCUCUGUGCCUACUUUUGGAGUAGAUAACAAGUACUGUCAGACACUUAAGACAGAAUUUGAGCUCACUCCUGGCUCAAAAGAGAUCAAGACUCCGUAUUUACAGACAAUGAGUGAUAAAGAAACCCCUUUAUUUAAGGUGCCUACAACAUUCGAGGUUAAUUUGAAGAAUCAAGGAUUCUCGUACUAUGCUGAUAACCUACUUCUGUGAUUUUCAGCCUCAGAAGUUCGGAACAAAAGAUUCCAAAGUUCGACCAAAAUAUUUGACAAUUUCAAAACCCCUGAAGAUGUUGAGGAUUCAGGCUUGCCUAUCCUGCACAAGGAUACAGAAACUAAGGGUUUCACUGUGAUAGAGUUCGAUCUGUCUCAGAAGAGCGCAAUAAAAUAAGGCAAUGGGCGUCAAGAGGUUUUACUCAAUUCCAUUAAUUUACUGUUACCUUGAGAAGAACGCUCUCAACGGUACAAAUCAGAUAUACCAAUUUAAGCAAAAAGUUGCAGCCAAAUAUAUGUCCAUGAAACUGUUAUGCUGAUCCUCACAAUCAAAUUCUAACCAGAUCGACAUGUACCCUUGCAAGUUGAAAGGAAAGACUCUUCAUUUUGGAUAAUUUUGAUAAUUUCUAAUUA
Molecule: messenger RNA, 1237 nt
Organism: Moneuplotes crassus
Lineage: Eukaryota; Ciliophora; Spirotrichea; Euplotida; Euplotidae
Source: the annotation of a GenBank genome assembly